This is a messenger RNA of Trachemys scripta elegans, 4700 nucleotides long. It is a transcript of the gene KCNS1, whose product is annotated as potassium voltage-gated channel modifier subfamily S member 1. Lineage: Eukaryota; Metazoa; Chordata; Testudines; Emydidae. Gene Ontology annotation, cellular component: membrane; voltage-gated potassium channel complex. Gene Ontology annotation, biological process: regulation of delayed rectifier potassium channel activity; protein homooligomerization; potassium ion transmembrane transport. Gene Ontology annotation, molecular function: delayed rectifier potassium channel activity; protein binding. The record is from RefSeq and is a predicted model, not a curated record. The coding region runs from base 418 to 1839 and encodes 473 amino acids. The transcript is spliced from 3 exons.
UCCAGACGGUGCCUAGCGCUGAGCUGUCCGCCAGCCCCUGGCUCCUGGGGCGGACGGGCUGGGCUUUAAAAGGCAGAGGAUGGGCGCGGGCAGCCCGCUCCCGGGGAGGCUGGGCAGGUGCCUCGCGCUCACCCAGCGCAGCGCGCGCAGGAGCGGCCGGAGGGAGCCCCAGGAGCCGGGAGCAGGCACCGCGCAGUCCGGGCGCUAGGCGAGCAGGAGCGAGGGCCGGAGCCGGAGCCCUCCCAGCUCCGCUUGCCGGGCGCGCGGAGCGGCCGGGCAGAGGCAGGGUCCCAGCAUGGAGGCGCCAGGCUCUGCCUAGGCUCCCCGGAGAGGGCUGAGGGGCUGGUCCGGGAGGCGCACACGCACCGCUGCGGCUUGCUGGGCUAUCAGGCUGAACCAGCAGCAGCUCCACUGAUCAUGGUCAACAAGACCAUAAACUACUGGGAUCCUGAUUUUGAGGACGAUGUCAUCAACAUUAACGUUGGGGGUCUGCGAAGAAGGCUCAGCUCCAGUGCUCUCUCUAAAUUCCCCAACACCCGGCUGGGGCGUUUGCUGACCUGCGACUCGGAGGAGUCCAUCCUGCAGCUCUGUGAUGACUACGAUGUGAGCGCCAGGGAGUUCUACUUUGAUAGAAACCCAGGCUUCUUCCUAUAUGUGCUGCACUUCUACCAGACUGGGAAGCUGCAUGUCAUGGAUGAGCUGUGCGUUUUCUCCUUCUGCCAGGAAAUAGAGUACUGGGGCAUCAACGAGUUCUUCCUGGACUCCUGCUGCAGCUACCGCUACCAUGAGCGUAAGCUGGAGAGCCGGCACUACAACUGGGACGAGGAGAGCGAGGUCAGCAGCGUGGACACAUCCCCCGACGAGAUCUCUGACUUCAACCAUGACCUGCUCCGCUACAGCACCCUGUGCUGCGGCAACUUGCGUAAGCGCCUCUGGCUCACCAUGGAGAACCCAGGCUACUCCAUCCCCAGCAAACUCUUCAGCUUUGUGUCCAUCAGCGUGGUGCUCGUUUCCAUAGCCACCAUGUGCAUCCACAGCAUGCCCGAGUACCAGGUACUGGAUGAGGAUGACAACGUGCUAGACGACCCUGUCCUGCACAAUCUGGAGUAUUUCUGUAUCGCCUGGUUCACCUUUGAAGUGUCCUCCCGCCUGCUGCUGGCACCCAACCUGAAGAAGUUCUUCAAGCACCCGCUGAACCUGAUUGACAUUGUCUCAGUGCUGCCUUUUUACAUCACCCUCUUGGUGGAUGUGACUCUGGGCAGUGACUCAGAGCUGGGGAACCUGGGCAAGGUGGUGCAGGUGUUCCGGCUCAUGAGGAUAUUCCGGGUGCUGAAGCUGGCUCGGCAUUCAACUGGACUGAGGUCGCUAGGGGCCACCUUGAAGCACAGCUACAGAGAGGUGGGCAUCCUGCUGCUCUACCUGGCGGUGGGAGUCUCCGUGUUCUCCGGAGUGGCCUACACAGCGGAAAAGGAAGAGGACGUUGGUUUUGACACAAUCCCUGCCUGCUGGUGGUGGGGGACAGUCAGCAUGACGACUGUGGGCUACGGCGACGUGGUGCCGGUGACCGUGGCCGGCAAGCUGGCAGCUUCGGGGUGCAUUCUGGGCGGGAUCCUGGUGGUGGCUCUGCCCAUCACCAUCAUCUUCAACAAGUUCUCCCACUUCUACCGCAGGCAGAAGGCCCUCGAGGCUGCCGUGCGGAACAGCGACAAGAAGGAGCCCAAGGACUCUGAGAAUUGUCCCAGCCAGAACCAUGACUCAGAGGCUCUGGGUGAAGCCUUCCAGGAGGGAGGCAGAGAGGAUUUCCAUGACCUGACCAGAGACACCCUUCCGGCUCACUGACCUUACUGAGGCUAGAGAGUACGGCUCCUCUCUGGCACCUUCUGUCCUGGAGACACGUGGCAGCGAGGAUCUGGUUUGUAUGGAACUGUCCCUUCUCCCCUCUCACUGGACGUGAACAGGAACAGAGACUGUAGAUGCUGCUCAUGCGGUGAAUUGUCCUUCUGCCAGGAUGAUGAAGCUACCAGAACUAGAACAAGAGUGACUUUGUGGUACCCAAACUCUCCUAACAUCCAUCUGGCCUCCUUUAGCACUCCGCACAAUGUUGGACUUCAUCCUCUGCCGAGCCAGGGCCAUUCAGAGCCAAGGGCUCAAAGCAGUAUGCCCAUCAGGUGCCAGCUGUUUGUCAUCUUGAGUGGGGCAGCACACAGCAGCUGUAUCCAUUUGGCCACUUCUUGAAUUACCGUAUUUACUGUAUUAAUGGCAAUGCUGUCAGUGCCCCACAAAUGACCUAUAAGCAGGUGCUGGGAAAUUUGGAAUUAAACAUAAUGGACUUAGAAAAGGAAACCCACGGAAGAAACAGGGAGACCUCAAUGUAUCCAACUAGCCUCCAGGAACGGCUCCCAGAGUCCUUGGUUAGCUAAGGGCAAUCAUCCUGCAGCCUAACGUUCUGUUGCUGUCCAUCAUAAUGUUAAUGCCCAGCCCCUAGUCCCCUUCCCCGCCCUCCCCUAGAGAAGAAGUGAAAUCCAAAUGGCAAUAGUGUUCACAACAGAGAAAGUUGCCGGGGCGGGGGGGAGUUGGAAUUCAAGGCCUCACAAUGUCUUCUCUGCAGCACUGGAGUGUGAUGCGUAAGCCCACCUCAGACCUGGCUGGUUCCCUUGUGGGUAUGCAGCCAGGGCUGAUCUAAACGCUGGGUCCCAUCCUCUUUACAGCUUCAGUCUUGGGAAGAGCCUAAGCUGGUCAUAUUCUUUCAGUGAAUAAAGCGGAAAAAUAAGGGCGAUAAAGUUAAUGGGGCCUAGAUACCAUGGUGAGGGGCGUACCAGGAAGAGAGAGUUACAUAGGAUGUCCUGUUUUACUCCUAGUGCAUAGCUGAAGCUGGAAUCAUCCUCAGGUGCCCUUGGAAGGACCCUCAACUCAGUGCAUGCGUUUGCCUUCAUUAGUGACAUGCAGUCACAACACUUGCUGUGUUCAGAGCGUCAUCCCCCAAGGUGCAAUGUUCUGGGGAGAGGCAGAAGGCUGGGUUUGCCCUGGGCUCUCUGACACCACGUGGGAAGUCCUAGGAGAGAUCUCAGUAAGUCUGUGAGAUGACUCCAUGUUUGCCAGCAUUCCCCACAUGUUCCCCAGCCUGGCACUGAGCCACAUAGCAUACCUUGUGUGAAACAGACAUGGUGUGCACUGGCCAGACAGCCAGCAAACCCACUGCUCACACCAAAUCUGCCCCGAGAGAUGUGUAGAGAGUGUGUUUGUUGGCAGAGGUUGCCAGUGCUCUGAUAGGAAAGCCCAGGAGAGAGCAGCUUUGCAAGAGAUUUGACAGACGUAGCAAGAAGAGACAAUGUCCUUGCUGUAUGCAUGAUGCCCUAAAGCAGAGUGAUAAACCAUAGCCUGUACCUAGACACAUGCUCCAUGAUCCCUAUAGGGGUUUUUGCCUUCGUUCUCACAGCCUCCUACCUCCGGCGAAAUUGCCGAGUGCUGGCCAUUCCGCUGUGUGCAGUGACUGCUGCAGGCUAGUUACAUAGUGAAACAAAACUCCAAUGCACUGAUCUGCUGGACAGGGUAUUCCGCUGUGUCUGGGCAGGGCUUGUGAAAUCUCCACACUUAAGUUUGGUUCCAAAUUCAGCCAUCUCUUGCUGACCCUCCCCCCUGCUCUCCCCUGCCCUCCUCUGCCUCCUUGGACGUGCACCAGUCCUUUCUAAUUCUGUUACCCUCCAAGGCUUUUUCUUGGCCCCUCCAGCACCCACCCCCCUGAAACUCCUCAGUCACACGGUCUUGCUCCGCUCCCCGCCCCACACCUGCAUACAGAGAGUGGCUAACGUCCAUCCCCAGAUCUCUGCCACGAUGCAUCUUUGGUUCCAGAGUCACAUUUUUAGACGCAGCCAAGGCCUUGUUUUGCCCCUUCCUAUCCCUAACUUUUAGAAUCUAAGCUGCCCAGCAUGUUCUUGCACCAUCACUGUCCCCCUCCUGACGCCUGCCCACAAGCACAGGUGCUCGUCCCUUAAUGCUCCUGCACCCCCCCCAUUCCUUACAGCAGAGUUUCUCAUUUAGCAGAGGUGAACUGGGCGCUAGCUCCAGAACAGUAUGCACAUCCGGUGGGUGAUCUGACUGACCCCAGAUUGAAACAAGAAACCAUUGACUACCGUGUGUGGCCUCCGAUUUACCAGCUCACUAAUGGAUAGGAAAUCGGGGAGGGGAGGGAAGAUUGCUGGCAGUUCCAGCCCUCAGUGAGGCUAAGCCCUGAAUGUGGAUGGGGAGAGUAAACCAUCCCAGAGGCAGUUCCCGUGGGUUAAGGAAGGUUGAGACACGUUGGCAGAAGGAAGAGAGCACUUGAUGAGGAUGGGGAAAGUUCAGACACUGGUUGUCUGUGCGUUUAGCAGAAUUUGAGGCUCUGCCAGGCUGCACCUUUCACAAGUACAUUACUUGAGAAAAUGCUAACUUGAUUGUGCUAUUCCAGCCCUGGACUCCCUGCCCCCAGCUCUGCUGAUGCCCCUCACUUCUGACCUAUGCCCCACUGCUAUUCCAUUCCUGGGUUCCAGCAUGCAGCGCAGCCCAUCCUCUGCAAUCCGGACCUGGACACACCCACCCCAUUGCAGUUCUGCAGUGUCCCUUUCCCAGUUGCCUCCACUUCUCAGGGCUGGGAUGUGGUGUCAGGGCAACAAAGACAUCAGUUCUCUAAUAUCCUCUGAAAACUCAUCACUAAGACUAAGAUU